ACGUCACGAGCGAGACCCCGCCCCCGUUUCACCGCCAGUCUGCUCCCGGCCUGCGCUGACUCCUGCGCUACAUGUAUGGUCGGUUCGGCCGUGUGUCAGCGCUGCGGUGGCCCCGACUCUCCUCCCUUUGUUUCCCUCGGGUCAUUCCGUACCAGGCGGAGCCUGGGGUCACAGCCAGGAUUGAGCUGGUCCUCGCCGGGCCGGGGCCGCCAGUGAAUCCCACAGAGUACUGUGGCUCCGGCCCCGGACCUUCUUCCCUGCGAGUCCGGUAGCCCCAAUAGUCACCUCCCCCCCCCACCUCUCGCCGGAGAGGAGCUUUCUCUGUCGGACAAGGCACGGUAUGUCUGCCGCCUCCGCUGACAUGAUCGAGACUCCCCCCGUGCUGAACUUCGAGCAGAUCGACUACAAGGAGAUAGAGGUGGAAGAGGUUGUUGGACGAGGAACCUUUGGUGUUGUUUGUAAAGCAAAAUGGCGAGGAAAAGAUGUGGCUAUCAAGCAAAUCGAAAGCGAAUCAGAAAGGAAAGCUUUUAUAGUUGAGCUCCGGCAGUUGUCACGUGUGAACCAUCCAAAUAUUGUAAAAUUGUAUGGAGCAUGCCUAAAUCCAGUAUGUCUUGUUAUGGAAUAUGCAGAAGGAGGCUCAUUAUACAAUGUCCUGCAUGGUGCUGAGCCAUUGCCUUACUACACAGCUGCCCAUGCAAUGAGUUGGUGUUUACAAUGUGCCCAAGGAGUUGCAUAUCUGCACAGCAUGAAACCAAAGGCUCUAAUUCACAGGGACCUUAAGCCACCAAACUUGCUACUAGUGGCUGGAGGCACAGUUCUGAAGAUAUGUGACUUUGGUACAGCCUGUGAUAUCCAGACACACAUGACUAACAAUAAAGGGAGUGCUGCUUGGAUGGCGCCAGAGGUUUUUGAAGGUAGCAAUUACAGUGAGAAGUGUGAUGUGUUUAGUUGGGGUAUCAUCCUUUGGGAAGUAAUAACCAGGAGAAAACCGUUUGAUGAAAUCGGUGGUCCUGCUUUCCGGAUAAUGUGGGCCGUUCAUAAUGGUACUCGGCCACCGUUAAUUAAAAAUUUACCUAAGCCCAUUGAAAGUUUAAUGACUCUGUGUUGGUCAAAAGAUCCCCCACAACGACCUUCCAUGGAGGAAAUAGUCAAGAUAAUGACACAUCUUAUGCAGUAUUUUCCUGGAGCUGAUGAGUCUUUACAAUAUCCUUGUCAGUACAUGGAUGAAGGACAAAGCAAUUCAGCAACAAGCACAGGAUCCUGCAUUGAUAUCACAUCCACAAACACAAGCAAUAAGAGUGACAUUAACCUUGAUCCUAGCGAUUUCCACGCACUUACAACUAAUGAUACAAUCAAAAGAGGGGAGUUCAAAUUACCACCACACUUGAAAAAUCAAUCAAAGCAGUCUGGGGAACCUGGCCGUUUGAGUUUGCCCCCCUCACGAGGCAGCAGCAUUGAAAGUCUGUCAGAUAUUCAAAGGAGACCACCUUCUAAUUUGGGUACAUCAGAUGACAAACGAAAGAGUGCUGACAUGUCUGAACUGGAACCAAGAUUAUCAGCAAGCACAGCCUAUAUCAAGCCUAAACGAGGCCACCGUAAAACUGCUUCAUUUGGCAACAUUCUGGAUGUCCCUGAGAUCAUCAUAACAGCAGGCAACGGGCAGCAGAGGCGCAGAUCUGUGCAAGACCUGACUAUUAUUGGAACAGAGUCCAGCCAGGAGAGCCGAAACAGCAGCAGAUCCUCUAGCCCAAGUGUGAGAAUGAUCACUACCUCGGGUCCAACCCCUGAUAAGCCACCACGUGGCCAUCCAUGGGGCACUGAUGAAUCCUCAGAUACCAAUGGAUCAGAUAACUCCAUACCUAUGGCAUACCUUACUCUGGAUCAUCAGUUACAGCCUCUAGCACCAUGUCCAAACUCCAAAGAAUCUAUGGCUGUCUUUGAGCAGCACUGCAAAAUGGCUCAGGAAUAUAUGAAAGUUCAGACAGAAAUUGCUUUAUUAUUACAACGAAAGCAAGAACUAAUAGCAGAAUUAGACCAGGAUGAAAAAGACCAGCAAAACACAUCUCGACUUGUACAAGAGCACAAAAAGCUUUUAGAUGAGAACAAAAGCCUAUCAACAUACUAUCAGCAAUGCAAAAAACAGUUGGAUGUCAUCAGAAGUCAACAGCAAAAACGUCAGGGUACCUCCUGAUUCUUAGAGACAUUGUUGCCACAACCUCUUGUUUUAGUGCAGUUAAUGACAUUUUCCAAAGUAUGUUUCAUUUGUAUGAGCAUGAAGAUGGACAUUAUUAAUUGAACCCGAACAUGAAGCUGCUGGAUUGAUACAGCCUUUAAGGGAGUACUGCAAAGUGUUUCUGAAUGCAUGCUUCGUGCCUAUGGGAAGUCCUGUAUUAUGUAUGAAUCGGUGUAUGUGUUGUGUUACAUUUUCUGGCUGAAAUUGGCAUCUAACACGCAAGCAAUAUUCUUCUUACCCUUGUAGUUUACUAAUGGUACAUUCAAAAGCCUGCUAGGAAGGUUGUUUAUUUUAUCAUUAUAAUGUAUAUCACCUUGUAUACUUGCAAUAAAUGGUACAUGAGUGGGUUAUUUA
This is a messenger RNA of Pelobates fuscus (common spadefoot toad), 2587 nucleotides long. It is a transcript of the gene MAP3K7, whose product is annotated as mitogen-activated protein kinase kinase kinase 7. Lineage: Eukaryota; Metazoa; Chordata; Amphibia; Anura; Pelobatidae. The record is from RefSeq and is a predicted model, not a curated record. Gene Ontology annotation, biological process: positive regulation of canonical NF-kappaB signal transduction; immune response; JNK cascade. Gene Ontology annotation, molecular function: ATP binding; MAP kinase kinase kinase activity; magnesium ion binding. The transcript is spliced from 17 exons. Bases 341 to 2191 code for a protein of 616 amino acids.